UCUUUUAUUCAGGUAUAAAAUUAGAAAGGCUUUUAUUAGUCUUUGGUGAGGGGAUUAAUCCUUAUCACUAGAAAGCUAUGCCUCUUCAAAUGCAAUGUAAAUAUAAAUUAUAGGGAGAAUUUUUCUUUGAUUCAUUGUUACAUGUCACAUAUGUUCCUAUUGGUUCUAUUCUAAUCUCUUUUAGCCAAGCCAAUUAGAUGAAGUCUGAGACUUUUAAAGUGGCACUAUAAUCUUCUUAUUUUGAUAGGGGAAGGAAAAUAAGCACAAUAAUGUAAUUUUCAUUAUUCAUUUUUUGUUCACUUGUAAGCGUUGAUUUCGCUAUCGGAUAUUUAUGGAUAGUUUCUCAGUAGCUUGUUGCGCUUUUUAUUUAUUCUCUCUUUUUAUUUUGCACUCAGUUACAUCUUGAUUUUCAUCUUGAACCAUAGCAAGUGAGAAACAAAGAAGAGAGCAACUGAAUGGCAAAUACAAAAUCCUGAGGAGUGUUAUCCCAAGCCCCACAAAGAUGGAUAGAGCCUCUGUGGUGGGUGAUGCCAUUAAAUAUAAUAAGGGAGCUGCUCAGAACGGUCAAUAAGCUCAAAUAACUGGUGGAGAAGAAAAGAUGUUGAAGGGAGAGAUGCAAAAGGUAGAAAGCGAAAGAUGAUGCUGCAGAGAGCUGUAACAUAAAGCCUUUCAGCAAUCUAGAUGGAUGCAUAAGGACCUCAUGCCUUCAAAGGAAAUCAAAAGAUAUCUAACCUGAAAUUUGGCUUAUUCUUUUUGCAGGUCUUAACCAGAAUUCGAUACUACAACUAUCACGUGGCUUUCCUGUGGGGAAAUCUUCUGGUUCUAAGCCUGGUGUUGCUGUGGUUGUCGAAAGAGUUAGGAUACGCGGACUGUCAAGGUUUAGAAACCUGAGUAAAUUUGCGCACUCCAUGAAAGUGAAGGUGUUGCCUGUAGAUCCAAAUGUUCGCAUUCCAAAUAGAUAUCUGUUUCCAUAUGUGUGUAUUUGUGAAGCCUAUCUGCUUUUGAAGAAUCUCUUUGUGCACGGCAUGAAUAUGUAUUUGAUCAAUGAGGGCAAUUUUGUGCGUCUUGUUCGGGAAUGCAUCUCUUGCUAUAGGAAUGUGCUCACAAGGCUAGCGGGAAAAAGUUACCAAGGGUUCUUGGGUUCGAUCAAUGUCUCCUUUUGACCACAAGCUCUUAGAUAUAAGGACUGCUAGCUCAAUACUGGCAUCCUUCUUAAGCAAAUCGUUAGCAUUUUAUUAUAGCAGCGCAAUGGCAGUUGGGAUCAUUCUUUUGAUACUUAUGAUUCUUUACCAGGAAAUUUCAUGUUUACCCCUUUGAAGCAUGAGAGCCAAAGUGCAAAGGCACAUCAGUGAUAAAGUGAUUUCUAAAGUCGUGAUAAAUAAUGGCAACUGAAACCAUCAACAAAGGCGAAUUCAUAAUUGAGCAUAUUGGAGAAGUAAUUGAUGACGCUUUAUAUGAAAAAAGGCUUUGGGACAUGAAAUAUGGGGGUGUACAGAAUUUUUACAUAUGUGAGAUUCGUAAAGAUUUUACUAUAGAUGCAACCUUCAAAGGAAAUAUGGCUUGCUUCUUAAACCAUGGUUGUGAUCCUAAUUGUGUUCUCGAGAAGUGGCAAGUAGAUGGUGAAACGCGAGUUGGUGUAUUUGCUUCCCAUACAAUAGAAAUGGGAGAUCCCUUGACAUAUGAUUACAGAUUUGUGCAAUUUAGACCUGAGGUAAAAUACCAAUGUGGUGCCCCAAAUUGUCGAGGGAUUUUAGGGGUGAAAAAGAAAAUUGUGAAGUUAGAUAUUUGUUGGGGUUGGGGAUCAAAGCAUAAGAGAACUUCAGCUGCAUGUCCUGCCAUAGAAAUAUAAUAAUGGGAUAAGAGAUUAAUGGAAUAAUAAUGGGAUCUCUUAAUUUUUCAUUAAUGUGUAUUGACUGUAGACAAACGACUAGAUGACAUUGCUGGGAGUGCAUAUUAUGUUGCACCAGAGGUACUUCACAGGUCCUAUAGUGUGGAAGCAGAUAUAUGGAAUCAGAAGUACUCUGGAGUGAGCAACAGAGCAGUGUAAUAUUUUUUUGAUAAAAAAUUUUAUGCAUUAAGAGUUACAUGUUAAAGAGAUUUAUAAUUAAAAAAUCAAGUUAUGUUAGAUAUUUUAUUUGUAUAGGGAUUAUUACUUUUGAUUUUUAAUACUAAAAAAUCAUAUAUUAUGUUUAAU
Arachis duranensis is the source of this 2194-nucleotide messenger RNA. Its product is annotated as histone-lysine N-methyltransferase ASHR3-like. Gene Ontology annotation, biological process: regulation of DNA-templated transcription. The record is from RefSeq and is a predicted model, not a curated record. Gene Ontology annotation, molecular function: histone H3K36 methyltransferase activity; protein binding. Gene Ontology annotation, cellular component: nucleus; chromatin. Bases 1382 to 1849 code for a protein of 155 amino acids. NCBI's taxonomy places the organism in Eukaryota, Viridiplantae, Streptophyta, Magnoliopsida, Fabales, Fabaceae. The transcript has 8 exons.